This is a messenger RNA of Babjeviella inositovora NRRL Y-12698, 1281 nucleotides long. RefSeq lists its product as uncharacterized. The coding region runs from base 1 to 1281 and encodes 426 amino acids. The record is from RefSeq and is a predicted model, not a curated record. The transcript has a single exon. Lineage: Eukaryota; Fungi; Ascomycota; Pichiomycetes; Serinales.
AUGGUCUACUUUUGCACCGCUGAUGACGACUACAGGCUCUAUAUGGCGGUAGAUCAGCACAGGCCGUUUGCCUGGGCCCAUUUGUCAAAGAACUACAAGGAAGGUAUACGGUUGAUCGCCAGAGACCUCAAAGCCUUCAGACCCAUUGCGGGGUGGGUACCCCAAAAGGUGAGAAGCCGUAUUGACUACAUCUUGAAACACCACAACGAGUCGGGAGUGCAUUCAGAUGCCGAUCGUAGGGCCAGGACAGCGGUAUGGGAAAAGCUUGUCCUCACUAUCCACAUCCAAGAAACGGCCUUCAGGGAGAUGGAGCGCAAUAUGGCUAAAAGAUCUUCUAGUCCUGAUGAAAUAAUGGUUAAAAAUGAGUCUGCAGAAGACAUGGAAGUGCUUUGUCCUCAGGAUGCUGCUGAGGACGAAGUGGCUGGUAGCCAAACGUCUAACUUGACAGAUAACCAAGCGUCUGAUUUGACGGACGAGGAGCCCCCGUACGUAGAUGCUACCUCCGAUCAGCCUGGGGUCCCUCAAGUGAGUGAAGGAAACCAGGAAAACCCUACAAAGUUGAGGCCAGAGUCCGGUGGAAUCCUGGAAGCCAAGAACGACAAAGCCAUCAGUCGGGAAACAAUGGCACUGCACGACGAUUUACCUCAAGCAGAAAUCAGAAGUGAUAAGGAGUCUAGCAUGGAGGAAUCUCUCCUAAAGCCGUUAUCGGUAGCCGCUAUGGGGGAUUAUAACCUUCUUCUGGAAAACGUCACAGGUGAUAUCUUACCCAUCAGUGAAGGCGGCGAGCGGGAUUUGGCGGUCGGCAAGAGUAGCAUCCCGAACAAGGUUACCAGUAUGGAUGCUCCAAAUAUGGCAACCAGCAGAGGUAGAGAGCCUCCUAAGGAAUCUAACGGUAGUGAUGAAGCAGAUGUGUCUCUGAAAAAAAGAGGAAACGGGGAAUAUACCUCGAGAAACAAUGAUGAGCCAUAUAUUCCAUCUUCUAGCCUGUUAUACCACGAAUCGGAUACCAGCAAGAACAAUGGUCAUGUGAUCUAUGAAACCAGAGGUAGCCCAGAAUCCACCCAUAACUGCAACCAGAGCGACCGCUUUUUCACCAUGAUGCAACAGAUGAUAGACAUGAAUCAAAGACAGGCAGAGCAACACACGGAAAUGACCCGAGCCAUCAUGCGGCUGAACGAGUCGUCUCAACAGCAAAGCCAAAAGUGUAUCGACCAGCUUGUGGUAAUUCUUAGUGCGUUCCAAGGUUCCCGUAAGAGAAAGAGACUGCAAAAAGGAAAAUAA